Messenger RNA from Galeopterus variegatus (Sunda flying lemur), 567 nucleotides. RefSeq names its product spermatogenesis-associated protein 31C1-like. The annotation marks the transcript as partial. Lineage: Eukaryota; Metazoa; Chordata; Mammalia; Dermoptera; Cynocephalidae. The transcript has a single exon. The record is from RefSeq and is a predicted model, not a curated record.
GAUGAAUUCCCAGGGACUUCUCGAGUAAACAACAGGCACGAGUCCUCUGUGUUUGUAGGUGGGAGCAGCUAGAAUAUGCAGAAAAUGGAGUCCAGGGACCCAGCCAAAUCCCAGCUUGGGAAGAUCCCAAGCAAGGACCCAAAACACUGUGUGUGGAGGGUCCUAGAACAUCUACCCAGGGCUUCAGAAAGCAGCUCAGGGAAAGUUCCAGGGGCCAACACAGAGAAAAAGUCAGAAAGGGACUGGAUGAUGCCAUUGGGAAGUGACUCAGGAGAGGACUCACCAAGGAGCCCAGACAUGAAGCAUCUAGAAGACAUCGUAGAAGUCCGUUUGCCCAGGAAAGUGCGGGAGGUCAACGAGAGCACGGUCCCUGUGUGUGUUCAUCAUCCCAGUCUUGCUAAUGGCCAUGUCUUGUUUUUGGAAAACACAGACACUCACACGGAAACUGGAAAUAUAGUGCCCUCCAAGGGCAAGGUGUCCCACAUAAACACCUCCCAGAAGCUUUCCUUCCUUGAUGUGCACACUCAACAGGUGCUGGAAGCACAUAUUAAAAGUUUUCANUUGGAG